CCCCAAAACCGGGGGGGUGACGGGGGGGUGACGGGGCCCUCUCCUCUUGCUCCACCAGGGACACGAAGGGACCCGAAGGCCGCCAAGAGGCCCGCGAGCGAAGGGUUGAGGGAUCCGGCCAGGAGCGGCAUCCCAACGAGAUGGAGAUGGAGGAGGAGACCCGGGAGAUCCUCCUGCCCAACUGGCAGGGCAGCGGCUCCCACGGCAUCACCAUCGACCAGACGGACGACGGCGUCUUCGUCAAGCAAGUGCAGCAGAACUCCCCCGCCGCCAAGAUGGGCGUCGUGAAGGAAGGGGACCAGAUCGUGAGCGCCACGGUCUACUUCGACAACCUGCAGUCGGGCGAGGUGGCGCAGCUCCUCAACAGCAUGGGGCACCACACGGUGGGGCUGCGCCUGCAACGCAAGGGGGACCGCUCGCCGCUGCCGGGGCAGUCCUGGGCGCACGAGGCCUUCGGGGCCGGGGGCGCGGAGGUGGUCUUGAGCGGGGACGACGAGGAGUACCGGCGGAUCUACACGACGAAGAUCAAGCCCCGGUUGAGGUCGGAGGAGACGGUGGAGACGGAGUGCGGUGGGACGCAGAGCAGAACCAUCACGGUCACCAGGAAGGUCACGGCCUACACCGUGGACAUGGGCGGGCGCGACGGGGCCGGAGACAUCAACGUGGUGGGCCCGGACUUCAAGGUCCGCAUCCCGGGCCAGGCUCCGUCCCCCACCCUGGACUGGAGCACGGGGCUCAAAGGGGCAUCUCCGGGGGCUUCCUGCUCCUCCGGGGGCCCCCAGCAGCUGGACGUCCACCUCGGCGAGGUCGGGAAGCACCCAAGGACUCAGAUGGACUUGAAGCUGCCGGAGAGCCGCCUUCCUGCUGGAGAAACUGGAAAAGCUGUUACGGUGGAGCUGCCGGGGCCUGGGCUUGAUGCGAACGGACAGAUGGGAGGCCCGGAGGCAGGUUUUCACCUCAAAGGCCCUGGGAUGGAGGGGAAAAUGGAGGGGAAAAUGCACGUUUCUGGCGUGGACGGCCAAUUCCACGGAGGGAUCAAAGCGCCCGGCCUGGACGUCUCCUUGCCCGCCACCGAAGGUCCAGCGGGCGAUGCCGGAACGGUGGGGAAAGUCAAGAUUCCCGUGUUGAAAAUGCCCAAAUUUGGGUUCGCUGCUGCAGGGCCCGGCCUCGAGGCCAACGUAGACGUCGGAGGCGGCCACGUCAAAAUGCCGCACGUGGCCCUCCCGAAAUUCACCGCAGAAGGGUCCGCCGUGGAGGUGGGGAAGGUGGGGCCCUGCCAGGUAGACGUCGGCGCUCCUGGGGUGGCUGUCAAAGGAGAGUGGACAGGCCCGAUGUUCAAAAAGUCCGAAACGCCCCAAAUUUCUCUGUCGGACGUGAACCUGAACCUGAAAGGCCCCCACGUGAAGGGAGAUCUGGGUGUCGCGGUAGAAGGGGACGCCAAAGGACUUGGCUCUGUCACGAAGGGGCUCAAGGUGGACGUGAAGGGUCCUGGCGCUGAAUUUGGAAGCCCAGAAGGUUACUUGAAAGGGCCCGGCAUAUCGGCACCUUCCAAGGUGUCGAUGCCCGAUGUGGACGUUAACGUGAAGGGACCCAAACUCAAAGGAGAAAUGGACGUUUCUGUCCCCAAAAUAGGUGGCCACUUGAAAGGGCCUCAGUUUGGUGUUGAAGGCCCCAAGUUGGGAAUGGACGUGCCCGACAUCGAUGUCAAAGGCCCCAACGUGAAGAUGCCGGAGGUGCACGUCAAGGCCCCCCAGGUCUCCAUGCCCGACGUUGACUUGAACCUGAAAGGCCCCAAAGUGAAAGGGGACCUGGAUGUUUCCGUCCCAAAACUGGAAGGAGAGCUCAAAGCCCCCGGACUUGACAUCAAAGCUCCUGGACUCGACAUCAAAGGCCCUGGUCUUGACGUCAAAGCCCCCGGACUUGACAUCAAAGCCCCCAAAGUUGACAUUGAAGCACCAGACGUGGACAUCCAUGGCCCAGAAGGUAAACUGAAAAUGCCCAAACUGAAAAUGCCCAAGUUUGGGGUGCCCGGCCUGAAGGGAGAGGUUCCAGACGUCGACGUGUCGCUUCCAAAGGGCGAGGUGGACAUUUCUGCUCCCAAAGUUGAUAUUGAUGUGCCAUGCGUGGACAUCAAAGGCCCAGAAGGAAAAGUGAAGGGCCCCAAGGUGAAGAUGCCCGAAAUGCACUUCAAGACUCCCCAGAUCUCCAUGCCUGACAUCGACUUGAACCUGAAAGGCCCCAAAGUGAAAGGAGAUGUGGAUGUUUCCGUCCCAAAACUGGAAGGAGAGCUCAAAGCCCCCGGACUUGAUGUCAAAGCCCCUGGACUUGACAUCAAAGGCCCUGGUCUUGACAUCAAAGCCCCCGGACUUGACAUCAAAGGCCCCAAAGUUGACAUUGAAGCACCAGACGUGGACAUCCACGGCCCAGAAGGCAAACUGAAAAUGCCCAAACUGAAAAUGCCCAAGUUUGGGGUGCCCGGCCUGAAGGGUGAGGUUCCAGACGUCGACGUGUCGCUUCCAAAGGGCGAGGUGGACAUUUCUGCUCCCAAGGUAGACAUCAACAUGCCAAGUGUAGACAUUGAGGGGCCAGAAGGAAAAUUGAAGGGCCCCAAGGUGAAGAUGCCCGAGAUGCACAUCACAGCACCCAAGGUCUCCCUGCCAGAUGUGGAUCUGAACCUCAAAGGCCCCAAAGUGAAGGGUGACGUGGAUGUUUCCAUCCCCACGAUGGGUGCUGAUUUGAAGGGUCCCGAAUUACACCUCAAAGGCCCCAAGGUCGACAUUGAAGCACCAGACGUGGACAUUCACGGCCCAGAAGGUAAACUGAAGAUGCCCAAACUGAAAAUGCCCAAGUUUGGGGUGCCCGGCCUGAAGGGAGAGGUUCCAGACGUCGACGUGUCGCUUCCAAAGGGCGAGGUGGACAUUUCUGCUCCCAAGGUAGAUAUUGACGUGCCAAGCGUGGACAUCAAAGGCCCAGAAGGAAAAGUGAAGGGUCCCAAGGUGAAGAUGCCCGAAAUGCACUUCAAGACCCCCCAGAUCUCCAUGCCUGACAUCGACUUGAACCUGAAAGGCCCCAAAGUGAAAGGAGAUGUGGAUGUUUCCAUCCCAAAACUGGAAGGAGAGCUCAAAGCCCCUGGACUCGACAUCAAAGCCCCUGGACUUGAUGUCAAAGCCCCCGGACUUGACAUCAAAGCCCCCAAAGUUGACAUUGAAGCACCAGACGUGGACAUCCACGGCCCAGAAGGUAAACUGAAGAUGCCCAAACUGAAAAUGCCCAAGUUUGGGGUGCCCGGCCUGAAGGGAGAGGUCCCAGACAUCGACGUGUCGCUUCCAAAGGGCGAGGUCGACAUUUCUGCUCCCAAAGUUGAUAUUUCUGGUCCCAAGGUAGAUAUUUCUGCUCCCAAGGUAGAUAUCAACAUGCCAAGUGUGGACAUUGAGGGGCCAGAAGGAAAAGGGAAAGGUCUCAAAUUUAAGAUGCCGGAACUAAACGUUCAGACACCAAAACUCUCCAUGCCAGAUGUAGAUCUCAGCUUGAAGGGCCCCAAACUGAAAGGAGAUGUGGAUAUUUCUGGUCCGAAGGUCUCUGGAGACCUCAGGGGACCCAAAAUAGAUGUGGAAGGGCCCAAAGUGGAUGUUGAUAUGCCGGAGGUUGAGUUGGAAUGUCCGGAAGGGAAAAUUAAAGGCCCCAAAUUUAAGAUGCCGAAGCUGAAUAUCAAGGGACCAAAAAUAUCCAAGCCGGACGUAGAUCUGAACGUAAAGGGACCUAAAAUAAAGGGAGAGGUGGAUGUUUCUGCUCCAAAGAUAGAGGGUGACUUGAAAGAGCCUGGCAUUAAUAUUAAGGGUCCGAGCGUGAAUGUCGAGGUCCCAGAUGUCAACCUGGAGUGUCCAGAAGCCAAACUAAAAACGCCCAAGAUGAAAUUGCCUCAUUUUAACGUGUCCGGCCCGAAAUUAGAGGGCGCCGACAUCGAUGUAAACUUGCCAAAAGGAGACAUAGAUAUUUCAGGGCCAGAGGCAGAUAUCGAAGUGCCAGACGUGGAGGUUGGGGGGCCGGAAGGAAAAUGGAAGGGGCCCAAAUUCAGGAUGCCAAAGCUGAACAUCAAAUCACCUAAAAUAUCCAUGCCUGAUGUAGAUCUCAACCUGAAGGGACCCAAAGUGAAAGGAGAAAUGGAUAUUGCAGCUCCGAAGAUAGAAGGAGAUCUGAAAGGGCCAGAAAUAGACAUUAAAGGACCUAAAGUAGAUGUUGAGGUCCCCACUGUUGACGUGGAGGGCCCCGAAGGGAAGCUGAAAGGUCCCAAAUUCAAGAUGCCGGACAUCAAGACAACCAAGAUCUCCAUGCCUGACGUGGACAUUAACCUGAAAGGCCCCAAAAUGAAAGGUGACGUUGACGUCUCAGCUCCGAAGCUGGAAGGGGAGCUGAAGGGCCCAGAUGUUGACAUUAAAGGCCCCAAAGUGGACAUUGACAAACCAGAUGUGGAAAUUCAUGGUCCUGAGGGAAAAUUCAAGAUGCCCAAGUUCAAAAUGCCCAAGUUCGGCAUGCCGGGCUUCAAAGCAGAAGGCCCCGAAGUGGACGUGAACCUGCCCAAAGGAGAAUUUGAUGUUUCUGGCCCAAAGGUGGACAUUGAAGGUCCGGAGGUGGACAUAGGGGUGCCAGAAGGGAAGGUGAAGGGUCCCAAGUUCAAGAUGCCUGAAAUGCACAUCAAGACAACCAAGAUCUCCAUGCCUGACGUUGACUUGAACCUGAAAGGCCCCAAAGUGAAGGGAGAUGUGGACGUGUCUCUCCCCAAGGUGGAAGGUGAGCUGAAAGGCCCCGAGGUGAACAUCAAGGGCCCCAAGGUGGACAUUCAGGCUCCUGAUGUGGACGUUCAUGGUCCUGAAGGAAAAUUCAAGAUGCCCAAGUUCAAAAUGCCCAAGUUUGGCAUGCCAGGACUGAAAGCAGAAGGCCCUGAGGUGGACAUGAACCUGCCCAAAGGAGAAUUUGAUGUUUCUGGCCCAAAGGUGGACAUAGAAGGUCCGGAGGUGGACAUUGAAGGUCCUGAGGGGAAGCUGAAGGGCCCCAAGUUCAAGAUGCCCGAAAUGCACAUCAAGACGCCCAAAAUCUCCAUGCCUGACAUUGAUCUGAACCUGAAGGGUCCCAAAGUGAAGGGAGAUGUCGAUGUGUCUCUUCCCAAGGUGGAAGGAGAGCUGAAGGGCCCAGAUGUUGACAUUAAGGGCCCCAAAUUGGACGUGGACCUUCCUGAUGUUGAGUUGGAAGGCCCUGAGGGGAAACUGAAGGGCCCCAAGUUCAAGAUGCCCGAAAUGCACAUCAAGGCUCCCAAGUUCUCCAUGCCUGACGUUGACUUCAAUCUGAAGGGCCCCAAAGUGAAGGGAGAUGUGGACGUGUCUCUCCCUAAAGUUGAAGGCGAGCUGAAAGGCCCUGAGGUGGAUAUUAAGGGCCCCAAGGUGGACAUUGACGUCCCAGACGUGGACGUUCAUGGUCCUGAGGGAAAAUUCAAGAUGCCCAAGUUCAAAAUGCCCAAAUUCGGCAUGCCGGGCUUCAAAGCAGAAGGCCCCGAAGUGGAUGUGAACCUCCCCAAAGGAGAAUUUGAUGUUUCUGGCCCAAAGGUGGACAUAGAAGGUCCGGAGGUGGACAUUGAAGGCCCUGAGGGGAAGUUGAAAGGCCCCAAGUUCAAGAUGCCCGAAAUGCACAUCAAGACGCCCAAAAUCUCCAUGCCUGACAUCGAUCUGAACUUGAAAGGCCCCAAAGUGAAGGGAGAUGUGGACGUGUCUCUUCCCAAGGUGGAAGGCGACCUGAAGGGCCCUGAAAUCGAUAUCAAAGGUCCCAAGGUCGAUGUGGACCUUCCUGAUGUUGAGCUGGAGGGCCCUGAAGGGAAGCUGAAGGGCCCCAAGUUCAAGAUGCCCGAAAUGCACAUCAAGGCACCCAAAUUCUCCAUGCCUGACGUGGAUUUCAAUCUGAAAGGCCCCAAAGUGAAAGGAGAUGUGGAUGUGUCUCUUCCCAAGGUGGAAGGUGAGCUGAAAGGCCCCGAAGUGGAUAUUAAAGGCCCCAAGGUGGACAUUGAUGUACCAGACGUGGACGUUCAUGGUCCUGAAGGAAAAUUCAAGAUGCCCAAGUUCAAAAUGCCCAAGUUCGGCAUGCCGGGCUUCAAAGCAGAAGGCCCCGAGGUGGAUGUGAACCUGCCCAAAGGAGAUAUUGAUGUUUCUGUCCCGAAGAUGGAUAUUGAGGCACCGAGUGUAGACAUUGAAGGUCCUGAAGGGAAAGUUAAAGGUCCUAAAUUUAAGAUGCCUGAGAUGCAUUUCAACGUUCCUAAGAUCUCCAUGCCCGACAUCGAUUUGAACCUGAAAGGCCCAAAAGUGAAGGGGGGUGUUGAUGUUUCUGCCCCGAAAUUGGAGGGAGACUUGAAAGGACCCGACUUGAAUAUUAAAGGCCCGAAGUUGGAUGUUGAUGUUCCUGAUGUUGACAUUGAAGGUCCUGAGGGCAAAUGGAAAGGACCCAAGAUGAAAAUGCCCGAUAUGCAUAUUAAGGCACCGAAAUUUUCUAUGCCUGAUGUGGACCUCAACUUGAAAGGACCCAAAAUGAAAGGAGAAAUGGAUGUUUCUGUACCGAAAAUAGAAGGUGAAUUGAAGGGGGCCGAUCUGGAACUUAAAGGGCCCAAAGUAGACAUAGAGGCCCCAGAUAUUGAACUCGAAUGUCCAGAAGGAAAGCUGAAGGGUCCCAAAUUUAAGAUGCCCGACAUGCAUUUCAAAGCCCCCAAGAUCUCCAUGCCGGACUUUGAUUUGAACCUGAAAGGCCCCAAAGUGAAGGGGGAUGUGGAUGUGUCUCUCCCCAAGGUAGAGGGAGACCUGAAAGGCCCAGAAGUUGACAUCAAAGGCCCUAAACUUGAUGUGGACCUCCCUGAUGUUGACCUAGAGUGUCCAGAAGCAAAGGUGAAGGGCCCCAAGUUCAAGAUGCCAGAAAUGCACUUCAAGACGCCCAAAAUCUCCAUGCCUGACAUCGAUUUGAACCUGAAGGGCCCCAAAGUGAAGGGAGAUGUGGACGUGUCCCUCCCCAAGGUGGAAGGAGAGCUGAAGGGCCCUGAAAUCGAUAUCAAAGGCCCUAAACUGGACAUUGAAGCUCCUGACGUAGAUAUUGAAGUCCCAGAGGGGAAGCUGAAGGGCCCCAAAUUUAAGAUGCCCGACAUGCAUUUCAAAGCCCCCAAGAUCUCCAUGCCGGACUUUGAUUUGAACCUGAAAGGCCCCAAAGUGAAGGGGGAUGUGGAUGUGUCUCUCCCCAAGGUGGAGGGUGACCUGAAAGGCCCAGAAGUUGACAUCAAAGGUCCCAAGGUCAAUGUGGACCUUCCUGACGUUGACCUAGAGUGUCCAGAAGCAAAGGUGAAGGGCCCCAAGUUCAAGAUGCCAGAAAUGCACUUCAAGACGCCCAAAAUCUCCAUGCCUGACAUCGAUUUGAACCUGAAAGGCCCCAAAGUGAAGGGAGAUGUGGAUAUUUCUGCUCCCAAGAUUGAAGGUGACCUGAAAGGCCCCGAGAUAGAUAUCAAAGGUCCUAAACUGGACAUUGAAGCUCCUGAUGUGGAUAUUGAGGUCCCAGAGGGGAAGAUGAAAGGUCCCAAAUUUAAGAUGCCUGACAUGCAUUUUAAGGCUCCCAAGAUCUCCAUGCCAGACUUUGAUCUGAACCUGAAAGGCCCCAAAGUGAAGGGAGACGUUGAUGUUUCUGUUCCCAAGCUAGAAGGUGACCUGAAAGGGCCAGAAGUUAACGUAAAAGGUCCCAAAGUAGACAUAGAGGCCCCAGAUAUUGAACUCGAAUGUCCAGAAGGAAAGCUGAAGGGUCCCAAAUUUAAGAUGCCCGACAUGCAUUUCAAAGCCCCCAAGAUCUCCAUGCCGGACUUUGAUUUGAACCUGAAAGGCCCCAAAGUGAAGGGGGAUGUGGAUGUGUCUCUCCCCAAGGUAGAGGGAGACCUGAAAGGCCCAGAAGUUGACAUCAAAGGCCCUAAACUUGAUGUGGACCUCCCUGAUGUUGACCUAGAGUGUCCAGAAGCAAAGGUGAAGGGUCCCAAGUUCAAGAUGCCAGAAAUGCACUUCAAGACGCCCAAAAUCUCCAUGCCUGACAUCGAUUUGAACCUGAAAGGCCCCAAAGUGAAGGGAGAUGUGGAUGUUUCUGCUCCCAAGAUUGAAGGUGACCUGAAAGGCACCGAGAUAGAUAUCAAAGGUCCUAAACUGGACAUCGAAGCUCCUGACGUAGAGCUUGAAGUCCCAGAAGGGAAAUUGAAGGGCCCCAAGUUCAAGAUGCCCGACAUGCAUUUCAAAGCCCCCAAGAUCUCCAUGCCAGACUUUGAUUUGAACCUGAAAAGCCCCAAAGUGAAGGGAGAUGUGGAUGUGUCUCUCCCCAAGGUGGAGGGUGACCUGAAAGGCCCAGAAGUUGACAUUAAAGGCCCGAAACUGGACGUGGACCUUCCUGAUGUUGAGCUGGAAGGCCCUGAGGGGAAACUGAAGGGUCCCAAGUUCAAGAUGCCCGAAAUGCACAUCAAGGCUCCCAAAUUCUCCAUGCCUGACGUUGACUUCAAUCUGAAGGGCCCCAAAGUGAAGGGAGAUGUGGACGUGUCUCUCCCUAAAGUUGAAGGCGAGCUGAAAGGCCCUGAGAUGGAUAUUAAGGGCCCCAAGGUGGACAUUGACAUGCCAGAUGUGGAUGUUCAUGGUCCUGAAGGAAAAUUCAAGAUGCCCAAGUUCAAAAUGCCCAAGUUCGGCAUGCCGGGCUUCAAAGCAGAAGGCCCUGAGGUGGAUGUGAACCUGCCCAAAGGAGAAUUUGAUGUUUCUGGCCCAAAGGUGGACAUAGAAGGUCCGGAGGUGGACAUUGAAGGUCCUGAGGGGAAGUUGAAGGGCCCCAAGUUCAAGAUGCCCGAAAUGCACAUCAAGACGCCCAAAAUCUCCAUGCCUGACAUCGAUCUGAACCUGAAGGGCCCCAAAGUGAAGGGAGACGUGGACGUGUCUCUUCCCAAGGUGGAGGGUGACUUGAAGGGCCCUGAAAUCGAUAUCAAAGGCCCCAAAGUGGACGUGGACCUUCCUGACGUUGAGCUGGAAGGCCCUGAAGGGAAGCUGAAGGGGCCCAAGUUCAAGAUGCCCGAAAUGCACAUCAAGGCGCCCAAGUUCUCCAUGCCUGACGUUGACUUCAAUCUGAAGGGCCCCAAAGUGAAGGGAGAUGUGGAUGUGUCUCUCCCCAAGGUGGAAGGCGACCUGAAGGGCCCUGAAAUCGAUAUCAAAGGUCCCAAGGUCGAUGUGGACCUUCCUGAUGUUGAGCUGGAAGGUCCCGAGGGGAAACUGAAGGGCCCCAAGUUCAAGAUGCCCGAAAUGCACAUCAAGGCACCCAAAUUCUCCAUGCCUGAUGUUGACUUCCAUCUGAAGGGCCCAAAAGUGAAGGGAGACGUUGACGUGUCUCUUCCCAAGGUGGAAGGUGAGCUGAAAGGCCCCGAUGUGGACAUCAAGGGCCCCAAGGUGGACAUUGACAUGCCAGAUGUGGACGUUCAUGGUCCUGAAGGAAAAUUCAAGAUGCCCAAGUUCAAAAUGCCCAAGUUUGGGGUGCCCGGCUUCAAAGCAGAAGGCCCUGAAGUGGACGUGAACCUGCCCAAAGGAGAAUUUGAUGUUUCUGGCCCAAAGGUGGACAUAGAAGGUCCGGAGGUGGACAUGGAAGGCCCUGAGGGGAAGCUGAAGGGCCCCAAGUUCAAGAUGCCUGAAAUGCACAUCAAGGCACCUAAAAUUUCCAUGCCUGACAUCGAUCUGAACCUGAAAGGCCCCAAAGUGAAGGGAGAUGUGGACGUGUCUCUUCCCAAGGUGGAAGGAGAGCUGAAGUGCCCAGAUGUUGACAUCAAAGGCCCUAAACUGGACGUGGACCUUCCUGACGUUGAGGUGGAAGGCCCUGAAGGAAAGUUGAAAGGCCCCAAGUUCAAGAUGCCCGAAAUGCACAUCAAGGCUCCCAAGUUCUCCAUGCCUGACGUUGACUUCAAUCUGAAGGGCCCCAAAGUGAAGGGAGAUGUGGACGUGUCUCUCCCCAAGGUGGAAGGUGACCUGAAGGGCCCUGAAAUCGAUAUCAAAGGACCCAAGGUCGAUGUGGACCUUCCUGAUGUUGAGCUUGAAGGCCCUGAAGGGAAGAUCAAAGGCCCCAAGUUCAAGAUGCCUGACAUGCACAUCAAGGCACCCAAAUUCUCCAUGCCUGAUGUUGACUUCCAUCUGAAGGGCCCCAAAGUGAAGGGAGAUGUGGAUGUGUCUCUUCCCAAGGUGGAAGGUGAGCUGAAAGGCCCCGAGGUGGACAUCAAGGGCCCCAAGGUGGACAUUGACGUACCUGAUGUGGACCUUCAUGGGCCAGAAGGUAAAAUAAAAAUGCCCAAGUUCAAAAUGCCCAAGUUUGGGGUGCCCGGCCUCAAAGCAGAAGGCCCAGAGGUCGAUGUGAACCUCCCGGAAGCUGAUGUCUCCAUUUCUGGUCCAAAGGUUGACAUUAGUGUUCCUGAUGUGGACAUAGAAGGUCCAGAAGGAAAAAUAAAGGGCCCUAAAUUUAAGAAACCUGACAUGCAAUUCAAUGUUCCUAAAAUCUCCAUGCCAGACAUUGACCUUAAUUUGAAAGGCCCUAAAGUGAAGGCUGAUGUUGACCCUUCUCUUCCCAAAAUUGAGGCUGAGCUGAAAGGUCCUAAGCUGGACAUCAAAGGGCCAGAAUUUGAGGCUGAGGCACCAAAGCUUGAUAUAGAAGGAAAGGGCAAAAAAUCCAGGUUUAAGCUGCCUAAAUUCGGCUUUUCUGGGCCUAAAGUGCAAGGCCCUGAGGUGGAUGUAAAGCUUAAAAAGCCAGACGUUGAAAUAUCGGGUCCUAAAGUUGACGUUCAAGCUCCCGAUGUUGAUGUGCAGGCAAAAUCGAAAGGCUCAAAGUUUAAAAUGCCUUUCCUGAGUAUUUCCUCACCUAAAGUUUCGAUGCCAGACGUGGAGCUAAAUCUGAAAGGGCACAAACUGAAAGGAGAGCUAGAUCUCAGCAGCCCCAAGUUGGAAGGGGACCUGAAAGGCCCCGAGGUGGACAUCAAGGGCCCCAAAGUCAACAUCGAGGCACCCGAUGUGGACAUUCAUGGUCCUGAAGGAAAACUCAAAAUGCCCAAAUUCAAAAUGCCCAAAUUUGGAGUGUCCGGGGUUAAGGCUGAGGGGCCAGAAGUGGACGUUAGCAUUCCCAAGGGAGACCUGGAUGUUUCGGGUCCCAAGGUGGACAUUGAAGGUCCAGAGCUGGACAUUGAAGGGCCAGAGGGGAAGCUGAAGGGCCCCCAUUUCAAGAUGCCCGAAAUGCACAUCAAGACCCCGAAAAUCUCCAUGCCCGACAUCGAUCUGAACCUGAAGGGCCCCAAAGUGAAGGGAGAUGUGGACGUGUCCCUUCCCCAGGGAGAUCUGAAGGGACCCGAGUUGCAUUUGAAAGGUCCAAAAGUGGACGUGGAGGUUCCAGACGUUGACAUUGAAGGUCCCAAAGGAAAGGUGAAAGGCCCCAAAUUUAAAAUGCCAGAAAUGAACAUCAAGGCUCCCAAUAUUUCCAUGCCGGACUUUGACUUGAAUUUGAAAGGUCCCAAGGCGAAGGGAGGCGUGGAUGUUGAUCUUUCCAUGCCAAAACUGGAAGGGGACUUGAGCGGGCCAGAAAUUGAUAUCAAAGGGCCAAAGGUUGACAUCAGCGCACCUGAGCUGGAGGUGGAAGGGCCAGAUGGAAAAUGGAAAGGCCCCAAGUUUAAAAUGCCAGAAAUGCACAUAAAGGCUCCCAAAAUUUCCAUGCCUGACACAAGCCUGAACCUCAAAGGUCCCAAGCUGAAAGGAGACAUAGAUGUCUCUGCUCCAAAGCUAGAAGGAGAUUUUAAGGCUCCCGAUAUCAAUGUUGAAGGUCCCAAAGUGGACAUUGACAUGCCAGACGUGGACAUUCAUGGCCCAGAGGGUAAACUCAAGAUGCCCAAGUUCAAAAUGCCCAAGUUCGGCAUGCCGGGCUUCAAAGCAGAAGGCCCCGAGGUGGACGUGAACCUGCCCAAAGGAGAAUUUGAUGUUUCUGGCCCAAAGGUGGACAUUGAAGGUCCGGAGGUGGACAUUGAAGGUCCCGAGGGGAAGCUGAAGGGCCCCAAGUUCAAGAUGCCUGAAAUGCACAUCAAGGCGCCCAAAAUCUCCAUGCCCGACAUCGAUCUGAACCUGAAGGGCCCCAAAGUGAAGGGAGAUGUGGACGUGUCCCUUCCCAAGGUGGAAGGCGAUUUGAAAGGAGUUGAGCUGGAAAUGAAAGGACCCAAAUUAGACGUAGAUGUUCCUGAUGUGGAUAUUGAAGGACCAGAAGGCAAGUGGAAAGGCCCCAAACUGAAGAUGCCGGAGAUGCACAUUAAGGCACCCAAAAUUUCCAUGCCAGACUUUGAUCUGAACCUGAAAGGCCCAAAAGUGAAGGGGGAUGUGGACGUGUCUGUGCCGUCUGUGGAAGGUGACUUGAAAGGGCCGAAAGUUGAUAUUAAAGGUCCUGAGCUGGAUGUUGACGCCCCAGAUAUCCAUCUUGAGGGUCCGGAAGGGAAGUUGAAGGGUCCCAAAUUUAAGAUGCCCGACAUGCAUUUCAAAGCCCCCAAGAUCUCCAUGCCGGACUUUGAUCUGAACCUGAAGGGCCCCAAAGUGAAGGGAGACGUUGACGUGUCCCUUCCCAAGGUGGAAGGCGACCUGAAGGGCCCUGAAAUCGACAUCAAAGGUCCCAAGGUCGAUGUGGAUCUUCCUGAUGUAGAGCUGGAAGGCCCUGAGGGGAAGCUGAAGGGCCCCAAGUUCAAGAUGCCCGAAAUGCACAUCAAGGCACCUAAAAUUUCCAUGCCUGACAUUGAUCUGAACCUAAAAGGCCCAAAAGUGAAGGGAGAUGUGGACAUGUCUCUCCCUAAGGUGGAAGGCGACCUGAAGGGCCCAGAUGUUGACAUUAAAGGCCCCAAAGUGGACGUGGACCUUCCUGACGUUGAGCUGGAAGGCCCUGAAGGGAAGUUGAAGGGUCCCAAAUUCAAGAUGCCCGAAAUGCACAUCAAGGCUCCCAAGUUCUCCAUGCCUGACGUUGACUUCAAUCUGAAGGGCCCCAAAGUGAAGGGAGAUGUGGACGUGUCCAUGCCUAAGCUGGAGGGUGAGCUGAAAGGCCCCGAUGUGGACAUCAAGGGCCCCAAGGUGGACAUUCAGGCUCCUGAUGUGGACGUUCAUGGUCCUGAAGGAAAAUUCAAGAUGCCCAAAUUCAAAAUGCCCAAAUUUGGCAUGCCGGGCUUCAAAGCAGAAGGCCCCGAAGUGGACGUGAACCUGCCAAAAGGAGAAUUUGAUGUUUCUGGCCCAAAGGUGGACAUUGAAGGUCCGGAGGUGGACAUUGAAGGCCCUGAGGGAAAGCUGAAGGGCCCCAAGUUCAAGAUGCCCGAAAUGCACAUCAAGACGCCCAAAAUCUCCAUGCCUGACAUCGAUCUGAACCUGAAGGGCCCCAAAGUGAAGGGAGAUGUGGACGUGUCUCUUCCCAAGGUGGAAGGUGAGCUGAAGGGACCUGAAAUCGAUAUCAAAGGCCCCAAAGUGGACGUGGACCUUCCUGAUGUUGAGCUGGAAGGCCCUGAAGGGAAGUUGAAAGGCCCCAAGUUCAAGAUGCCCGAAAUGCACAUCAAGGCUCCCAAAUUCUCCAUGCCUGACGUUGAUUUCAAUCUGAAGGGCCCCAAAGUGAAGGGAGACGUGGACGUAUCGCUUCCCAAGGUGGAAGGUGAGCUGAAAGGGCCAGAAGUUGACAUCAAGGGCCCCAAGGUGGACAUUGACGUACCAGAGGUGGACGUUCAUGGUCCUGAGGGAAAAUUCAAGAUGCCCAAGUUCAAAAUGCCCAAGUUCGGCAUGCCGGGCUUCAAAGCAGAAGGCCCCGAGGUGGACGUGAACCUGCCCAAAGGAGAAUUUGAUGUUUCUGGCCCAAAGGUGGACAUAGAAGGUCCGGAGGUGGACAUUGAAGGUCCUGAGGGGAAGUUGAAAGGCCCCAAGUUCAAGAUGCCCGAAAUGCACAUCAAGGCACCCAAAAUCUCCAUGCCUGACGUUGACUUCAAUCUGAAGGGCCCGAAGCUGAAGGGAGACGUGGAGGUUUCUGCACCUGAUCUGGAAGGUCCCAAAGUUGAGAUCGAGGCCCCUGACAUCGACAUCAAAGGCCCUGAGGGGAAGCUGAAGGGCCCCAAGUUCAAGAUGCCCGAGAUGCACAUCAAGGCUCCUAAAAUCUCCGCCCCAGACUUCGAUCUGAACCUGAAAGGCCCCAAAGUCAAAGGUGACUUGGACGUGUCGGCGCCAGGAGUGGAAUGUGAGCUGAAAGGUCCCGAGGUCAGUGUGGGCACUCCAAAAUUGGACAUUGGGGCCCCCGAUGUUGACAUUGAGAGCCCGGAGGGUAAAUUCAAGCUGCCCAAGUUCAAAAUGCCGAAAUUUUCCAUGCCUGGCUUUAAAGGGGAGGGGGUGGAUGUGGACGUGAACCUCCCAAAGGGAGAUGUGGACAUUUCGGGCCCCAGCCUAGAGGUGGAGGGUCCUGAUCUCAGUGUGGAUGGGAAGCUCAAAGGUCCCAAAUUUGCGAUGCCCGAAAUGCAUAUUAAGGCUCCUAAGGUCUCCCUGCCCGAUGUUGACUUAAACCUCAAGGGGCCUCAGCUGAAAGGGGACGUAGAUAUUUCUGGCCCCAAGCUUGAAGGUGAUUUGAAAGCUCCCCAGAUUGAUGUGAAAGCCCCCAAAAUAGAGCUCGACGCUCCCAGUGUGUCCAUUGAAGGUCCGGAAGGGAAACUCAAAGGCCCGAAAUUCAAGAUGCCCGAAAUGCACAUCAAGGCGCCCAAGUUCUCCAUGCCUGAUGUUGACUUCAAUCUGAAGGGCCCCAAAGUGAAGGGAGACGUGGACGUGUCUCUCCCCAAGGUGGAAGGGGACCUGCAGUGCCCAGACAUUGACAUCAAAGGCCCCAAAUUGGACAUCCAGGCACCCGACGUGAACAUCGAAGGGCCAGACGGAAAAGUGAAAGGGCCCAAGAUGAAGAUGCCAGAAAUGCACAUCAAGACACCCCAGAUCUCCAUGCCAGAGAUAGACCUGAACCUAAAGGGGCUGAAGCUGAAGGGCGAUGCUGACAUCCAGGGCCCGAAGCUGGAGGGAGGUUUGAAGGGUCCUGAGGUUGACAUCAAGGGCCCCAAAGUCGAUAUCCAGUGCCCAGAUGUUGACAUUGAAGGUCCGGAGGGAAAACUGAAGAUGCCUAAGAUGAAGCUGCCCAAAUUCGGCCUCAAAGGGGAAGGUCCUGACGUGGACGUGAACCUGCCCAAGGCAGAAGUUGACCUUUCGGGCCCCAAGGUAGACAUCAGCGUCCCGGAUGUGAGUAUCGAAGGUCCGGAAGGCAAACUGAAAGGUCCUAAAGUGAAGAUGCCAGAAAUGCACAUGAACAUGCCUAAAAUCUCCAUGCCCGAGAUCGAUUUGAAUUUGAAAGGCCACAAAACCAAGGGAGGCUUCGACCUUUCGGCCCCAAAGAUAGAAGGCAACCUGAAGGGUCCCGACGUCGACAUCAAAGGGCCCGAAUUGGGGAUCAAAAGCCCUGAGGUCGAUGUUGAGGGUCCCGACCUGAACAUCGAAGGUCCGGAGGCCAAUGUCAAACUUCACAAGUUUAAGAAGCCAAAGUUUGGGUUUGGGAUGAAGAGCCCCAAGGCAGACGUCAAGGUCCCGGGGGCCGAGGUGGAUUUCCCGGAGGCUGAGCUGAACGUGGAGUCGCCCGACAUCAGCAUCUCUGGAAAGGGCAAGAAGAGCAAGUUCAAGAUGCCGAAACUUCACAUGAGCGGCCCCAAAGUCAAAGGCAAGAAAGGCGGCUUUGAGGUGAACGCGCCCGGUGGAGAGCUGGACGCGAGCUUGAAGUCUCCCGACCUGGACGUGAGCGUGGCUGGCCCCGACGUGACGAUAAAAGGGGACGCUGCGGUGAAGUCCCCCAAAGGGAAGAAGCCGAUGUUUGGGAAGAUCUCCUUCCCAGACGUUGAGUUUGAUCUGAAAUCGCACCGGUUCAGAGGGGACGCUUCCGUUACGGUCCCAGAAGUCGAAGGGAAACUCAAAGCGCCAGAGCUGGAGGUCAAAGGCCCGGGUCUCAACGUGGAUGUGGAGGCUCCCGACGUGAACCUGAAGACACCAAAAUUCAAACUUCCUGGCGGGGACUUGAAAAUGGAAGGAGACCUGAAGGGCGCCAGCGUCGACGUUGCUGUUCCCUCCGUCUCGGUGCCAGACCUCGACCUCAACGUGAAAGGACCAAAAGGCAAAGUGGAAGUCGGCGUCCCCACGGCGGAACUGGGAGGUCCCGAGGGAAAGCUGAAGAUGGGGAAAAUGGGGCUCGGGGUGGACGUCCCCGAUGCCAGCUUGGGUAUCUCGGCCGGAGGCGUGGGAGGAAGCGUGAGCCUCCCGAGUGUUGAUGCCAAGCUGAAAGGCCCGCAUGUCUCCGGACCCGAUUUUGAUGGAAACCUGAAAGGACCAAAAAUGAAGGGCGAUCUGGGUGUCGAAGGGCCGAACGUCAGCCUGGGCGCACCGGACGUCAGCGUUGGAGGCUUUGGAGGAAAACUGAAGAUGCCCAAACUCAAAUCCCCGGACUUGGGCGUGAAGGGAGGCAUCGAAUGCUCCGUCCCGCAGCUGGAGGCAGAUGUGAAAGCCCCGGGUGCAAAUCUCCACCUUGGCGCCCCCGACAUCGGUCUCAAAGGACCCUCGGUGGACGUUUCGGCCCCGGAUCUCAAUGUGAACCUGAAGGGAGGCCUCGACGUGAAGUCCCCCAUCGCCUCGGUGGGGGCGGCAGAGGUUGGCUUUGAAGACCUGAGCGGCACCAUCAAGCUCCCGUCCCUCAAACUCCCCCAGUUUGGUAUUUCUGGCCCUGGAAUCAACGGGGCGGAUGCGGGCGUCAGCAUCGAAGGCCCGCAGGUCCAAGGAGGGCUGAAGGGCUCGGGGGCCGGGUCGGAAGGAGCAGAGCUGGAAUUGAAAGGGCCUCAACUUCAUCUGCAAUCCCCCGGCGUUUCCUCGCCCGAUGUCGACCUGAAGCUGAAAGGACCAAACAUCAAGGAGCCCGGCGCCGGCCUCCACCUCGAGGGGCCGUCCUUGGACGUGUCUGCGCCCAAAUUGAACAUCAAGGGGCCGAAAAUCAAAGGUGGCGCCGCCGUUGCCGGAGAGGCCAGCGUGGCCAGUGGUGGUCUCCACCUCGCCGGCCCCAAGGUCACGGUGGGCGUCCCGCAGGGUAGCGCGGAGGGCAGCCUGGGAAAAGUGUCCUUCCCCAAGCUGCGCAUGCCCAAAUUCGUCUUUUCUGAGCCCGAAGUGAAGGGCAGGGAGGUGGGGGUGGACGUGGAGUUCCCCGGGGCCGACGUCAGCCUCCAGGAGCCCGAAGCGGAGGACGGCAAGGCCAAGAAGUCCAAGAUCAAGAUGCCCAAGUUCAACUUCUCCAAGGCCAAGGGGAAGAGCGCGGGGGGCGCGGGGUCCCCGGAGCUGCCGGCCCACGGGGUAGACCUGAAGGCCUCCAAGGCCAGCCUGGGCUCGGUGGAGGGGGACUUGGACGAGGGGACGACGGCCAAGGGCAAAUUCUCCCUCUUCAAGAGCCGCAAGGCGCGCCACCGCUCCUCGUCCUUCAGCGACGACCGCUCGGCCCACUCCAGCCCCACGGGGACCCUGGAGAUGGAAGGGGCCGCCAAAACCAAAGCCCCCAAGAUGAAAUUCGGGACGUUCGGCGGCAUGGGCUCCAAGACGAAAGGCUCCUACGAGGUGACGGGGAGCGACGAGGAGGCCGCCAAGCCUUCGCGCCUCUCCUCCUCCUCCAGCACCGACAGCACCACCAAGAUCGGGGUCCGCAUGCCCUCGGUGGAGCUGACGGUGGCCAAGAGGAAGGAGUAGCGGCGUUGUAGAUAGGCGCCCGUGUACAUACGUCGCCCGCCCGGGGCUGUACAUAGGUUUUGUAGCUUAACGACGCCUCCGACAGCAAUUAAGGCCGGGCGGUGGACGGAGGCCGCCCGGCGCCGCGCGCUUCGCCCUUCACUAUUUGAUAUUUCGAGCUAUUUUGAUAAAAAAAAAAAACAAAAAAACAAAAUGCCUAUUUCCCUCCCAGGUUCUUUGCUCGUUCUCUUCAGUGUUUUGGUUCAUGGAAACGUGUUUAUUUUUUUAUUUUAUUUUAUUUUAUUUUUUUUUUUUUGGCGGGGAGUUGGUUUUUUUUAGUUUUGUUUUCCGCUUCUUUUCGGGCUCGUCAGCGGGGGAGGAAGGGAAAAAAAAAUAAAAAUAAAUAAAAAAAAAACAACGACGAGGCGAUGGAAAAAAAAAAAAAACACAAGGAAAAUAAUCCCGUGGUUGGGUUGCGCAAAAGGGCGCCGGCAUCGGGUAACAGGGGCUGGCCGCAGGGAAAUGCCUCACGCGGCGGCCUCCGGGGGCGAAUUUUUGUGUCAAAUCCCAAUUUCUGUUAUUUUUUUUUAUUAUUUUUUUUUUUUUUCUGUGGAAUUCCUGGUUUUCGACAAGCGGAGGUUGGAGUUACAAAAGGGGGGGGGGGGAAAGCAAAGGAUUUAAAAAAGAAUAAUAUAAAAAAUAAAAAAAGGAUAAAAAAGCAAAAAGUUUUUUAAAAAAUAUAUAUAAAAAUAAAACCAACGCCCUUUCAGCACUUUAUUGGGAAAUUAACGGAGAAUGUAAAAUGCAAAUAAAAAGUUUAUUAACCGUG
Molecule: messenger RNA, 18657 nt
Organism: Anas platyrhynchos (mallard)
Lineage: Eukaryota; Metazoa; Chordata; Aves; Anseriformes; Anatidae
Source: RefSeq, a predicted model, not a curated record